CGAGCCGGAGGAGGGAGGAGGGGAGCCGGCGGAGCAGGGUCAGCCGCGGCGGCAGGGCGGCGGCGGCGGCGGCGGCAGCGGCGCAGCUCCGCUCCGCGCGCGUCUCCCGUCCCCGCGAUCAUCCAGGGUGCGCAGCCCCCGCCGCCGGGAUGCAGCCGCCCGCCCGCCGCGGCGACCGCCGCCUCGCGCUGGCCGCGCUGCUGGCGCUCCUCACCUGCUCCGUGGCUUUUGGUUUGGUUUCUGAAGAUACGAAGAAGAAAGAGGUCCAGCAGUCUCAGGAUUUUGAGGAAAGUGGUAUAUCAGGGAAACAUGACAUAGACUUGAAAGGCAUUGUAUUUGUCAUCCAGAGCCAAAGUAAUUCUUUUCACGCAAGGAGAGCAGAACAAUUAAGAAAAAGCAUCUUAAAGCAGGCCGCAGACCUUACACAGGAACUCCCCAGCGUUCUCUUCCUCCAUCAGCUGCCUCAGCAGGAGGGUGCCUGGACUAUCCUUCCACUGUUACCACACUUUUCUGUAACAUAUAGCAGAAAUUCAUCAUGGAUUUUCUUCUGUGAGGAAGAGACGAGAAUACAGAUCCCGAAACUCCUUGAAACACUGAGAAGAUAUGACCCAUCUAAGGAGUGGUUUUUAGGAAAAGCAUUGCAUGAUGAAGAAUCCACAAUAAUUCACCAUUAUGCCUUUUCUGAAAAUCCUGCCAUUUUUAAAUAUCCAGACUUUGCUGCUGGCUGGGCCCUCAGUGUUCCACUUGUAAACAAGCUUGCCAAGAGGUUAAAGAGCGAAUCUCUGAAAUCUGACUUCACCAUAGAUUUAAAACAUGAGGUUGCUCUCUACAUCUGGGACAAAGGAAGUGGACCUGCCCUUACCCCAGUGCCCGAGUUUUGCACAGAUGAUGUGGACUCCUACUGUGCUACCACGUUCCAUUCUUUUCUACCACUUUGUGGAAAGCCAGUGAAGAAGGAGGAUAUUUUUGUUGCAGUAAAAACAUGCAAGAAAUUUCACAGUGACAGAAUACCUAUUGUAAAGCAGACUUGGGAGAGAGAGGCAAGUUUCAUCGAAUACUACAGUGACUACGCAGAAACUUCCAUCCCUACUGUGGAUCUGGGAAUUCCUAAUACAGACAGAGGUCAUUGUGGAAAGACGUUUGCCAUUUUGGAAAGAUUUUUAAAUCAUAGCAAUGACAAAACAUUGUGGCUGGUCAUUGUGGAUGAUGAUACAUUAAUCAGUAUCUCCAGGCUCCAGCACUUGCUUAGCUGUUAUGACCCCAGUGAACCAGUGUUUCUGGGAGAACGCUAUGGCUAUGGCCUGGGCACCGGUGGCUACAGCUACGUCACAGGAGGAGGAGGAAUGGUCUUCAGCAGAGAAGCCGUCAGGAGACUUCUCGCCAGCAAGUGCAGGUGCUACAGCAUCGAUGCUCCUGACGACAUGGUCCUGGGAAUGUGCUUCAGUGGCCUGGGCAUCCCCGCCACCCACAGCCCUCUCUUCCAUCAGGCUCGGCCAGUGGAUUACCCUAAGGACUAUUUGUCUCAUCAAGUUCCUAUAUCAUUUCACAAACACUGGAACAUCGAUCCAGUGAAGGUGUAUUUCACGUGGUUGGCACCCAGAGAGGAAGACAGAGCCAGGCAGGAGGCACCAAAGGGUUCCAGAGAAGAGUUAUGACGCAUGGUGGUCUAUGAGCACCGCUUGGUGGGGACCAGCAACGGUGAGGGCGGCGUCACCCCGCUGUGCUGCCUGCAUAUGUCAUGUGGCGUUGGACGCUUCCUGCCUUGAGGUGGAAAUAAUGUAUUUGGUAUUUUUGAUUUGGGAAGAAAAGAAGUCAUGGGGAAACAUUUUUUUUUUCUGGGAAAAAAAUCAGUUUCUUUUGACUUAUACGGUUACUGUAGCGCAGUGAUUACUGUGUAAUUUUCAGGCUGUGAUACAGCAGCUUAAUUCCUGUCACAGAAAACAAAUAGCACCACAAGUCCCUUUUCUCUUCUCUGUCUUCAUUAUAAUGAGCUUCAGCGGGCAUGAGACUGCAGAGACGUGACUGUUCUCUAUCCAUAAAGAAGAAUGAAGGUCUUUUGACGUGGAUUAGGAUGGGUGAUAUGGACUUCAAAAGUACGUCAUCAGUAGUGAAGGCUAUUUUCCUGGGAAAUCAGUAGGGACAAUGGCAUAUUGAGGAUCAUUCAUAAAGUACCAUAAAAGUGUAAAUAUGAAGUCCCUCAGAUGCCAUGUGACCAUGGUUGUUAUGUUUUAUCUCUUCUUUGGCUGUUUGUACCUCAUAAAAGGAGAAUAAGAGGUGCAAGAGCUUUUUAUUUCUUUAGACGUUCAUCUGUGUUCUGUUCCUCCCUCCAGCACUGUCUUUAUGGACAUUUGUGGGAAGUGGACCGGAUACUGCCAGAAAGCAGCAGCCUCAGUGUAUAAAAGCAAGGUUGAUAGUUUCUCUCAAGUUAGUAAGCUCUGUGUGACUCAGGAAGUGCAUUAAAUCUGGACCUGAUAUUUCCUCUUGUUUUUCUUCAAAUGUUACUUAAUGACUCCCUCCUGACUCAGAGUGUACUUCCCCCAUCCCCUAUAUACACAGCCAGUACACCAUGAGACAGCCUGGUGAUUUGGCAAUUUCUGUGGCUUCUUAAAGAAUGAAAUUUGAUCAUAGUAUUUUAAAACAGCUCUAUCUAAUUUGCAGAUCACAUAUUUAAUAUAUAAUAAUUUAACACAUGCAGUGUUAAUGUAUAAAAUGUACUCUAAUGUUUUUAAUUAUAUAAAUUAGUUUUGUAAAGGUAUUUGCUUAAAAUUUGAUUUUUAUGUUGUAAACUAAUUUUGGUACUGUAAAAUGCUUUUUUCCCCCUCUUUUUACUAACAGCAAGAAUUUAUGAACUUUGCUUAUAAUACUUUUCAUAGCCAAGUACAGAGUUUUAAAUCAUGCCACCAAAAGUACCUGUGUAUUUUUUUUAACAAUAUGUUUUUCUUGGAGCCUAGAUUUAACUUAUUUCCAAAAUAAUGCAAUAGUAUUGAUUAUGUUUCCAAAUUGGCAAAUACCAGGACUAGAGUGUUUCAGUGAUAAUGUGCAUAGGAUUUCGUUUUGUCAAAAUGGACUCUUGGCCUGUCCAUGGAAUGGAUCUGGGAGGACCAUCUGUGUGAGAGAACCUUCGAGGAUCUGUGGAUCCUGCCAAGCCACUGUUGAUGGCAUCAGCCUCGUAGUCACUGUAACUAGGAUUGCUGUCAUGCUCCUGUAGUCUUCACCUCUUGCUGUGUGUGAUCAUGCUACCAGAGAGCCCUGGAAGCGUCUUCAGUUUCUUCUGCUCCUUCUCGCUAAUCGUUACCAGGCAGAGAGCAGCAUCUUCAUGCGGCACGUGUGUGUGUGUGAAGAGCUGUGCCGAGCUCUCUCCUGUGCUGGGAUCAGUGCCUUCUACCGAACACCGGAGCACCUCCUCUGGUACUUUCAGAUGUUUCCAUUAUGUUCACUUUUUGGAACUAUGUAAGCCUAACUAUGAAUAAAAGAUCUUUGUAUAAGUU
Messenger RNA from Oryctolagus cuniculus (rabbit), 3488 nucleotides. It is a transcript of the gene B3GLCT, whose product is annotated as beta 3-glucosyltransferase. Gene Ontology annotation, molecular function: glycosyltransferase activity. The record is from RefSeq and is a predicted model, not a curated record. Gene Ontology annotation, cellular component: membrane. NCBI's taxonomy places the organism in Eukaryota, Metazoa, Chordata, Mammalia, Lagomorpha, Leporidae.